AUGGGAGACAAAAAUGAAAUAUUUUCAGAGAGACUCGUUAAGGCAGUUAUAUGGGAUAUUGCCCUUCAAACUUUUCUUGCUACGCUAUUAGUGUUUAUAAUUCAAAUUGAUGUAAUACAUCCGUUAUCAUGGAUUACAUCAACAUUAGAAGACAUCAUAAGCUGGAAGAUGCUUCUCAACGUUAUCCUUCUUGGAUUAGUUUCAUUCUUUCAAGCUUACAUUUACGGUAAAUACUACACAAGCCCCGUGCCAAAGUAUUUUACAAGAUUUUCAAUGUUCCUAAAUAUCUUUACAACACAAAAUCUUGUGUUUACUCUUCUAUAUGCUUUAAAUGGAUAUUUUACUCUGAUUUUGUAUUCAUCUCUAGCUAAGAGUAACUUCAAUGUUUUAAAAAAGAUGUGUGAAGACAGUGAUGGACAGUGUCUAAAUGAGCAGAGUCUCUUUUUGCAACUGGGAGGAAUGUGGAUAGGACUGUUUUAUUUUCUUAGUGCACACAUUUUUAAUAAAACUGUGUUGACAUUCCCACAUAUUUAUCAAGACAAAUUUCAGCAAAUGAAACUGAUCAUUGCAAAUGUAGUAGCAACAGGAUUUCAGAGGUCUAUGAAACCAGUUGGUUAUUUCUGCAUGUUUUACUAUUUUUGGGGUAACAAACCAAGGAGUGUGGUCUCAGAUGUGUACAGUAUUUACUUAGAAGAUCCACCGCUAGAUAAUAUUAUUAACAUGUUGGGAUCUGGUAUUUGGAUUGGACUAUGGUUUUAUGCAAGUCUGUUUUUUAUUUCUGUUAAUGCUAUGAGAGCAGUAUUUAAUAUAGUUCUUACAGAACCAAUGGUUUUUUCUAUAGAAUCAGAUAAAAGCUUGACCCUUUGUAGUGCAUUGGCUCAGAAGUCACAAUUCUCUGGAUUUCUUGGAGCACAAGACUUUAGAAUUCUUGCAAUGACAGAUCAUUCGAGAAGACUUCAGAUAUUUACCCUUUCCCAGCCAGGUGGUCAUCCUAGAAACUGGAAUGGUCUCUUAGAGAAUAGUUUAAUUAUAAUAAAAGAAUUUAGCAAUCAGUUAGAAGCUAUUAAUUCUGAUAGCAAUGUAAAUGGAAUAAAAGAUGUGAGUAAACGGAACCUCUUUAAUGAAUCUCCAAAAUCAUCACCCAUUGGAUAUUCAGGAUCAUUACGCAACAUGGCUUCAUAUCCUCAAGCAUUGGAUAUAAAGAAUAUUCAGGAAAAUAAAGAAGAAAACACAUUUGUUAUUGCGAUUAAGAAAGAGUUGAAUAAUUUUGUGCAGAGAUUGUGCCAGAAACCAGGCAUUCAUUACUUCUUUGGAGAAUUAACAGACACCAAGUUGAAAUUCAUUUUGCUGCAGGCACAGCCCGUCAUGUGGAUCUGUGAGGGUUUAGCUCAUAUAGUAGCAUAUUCACUGAAGGAAGAUAAAUAUGGAGUUGUGCAAAAUGAUCUACCGAUAAUUCUAUCUGCUUUAAUAAAUUUAAAACAGAACCUAGAAAAAUUGUCUAAGCCUGGUCUCAUACCAAGGAAACAGAUUUUGAAUGAUAGUUUUGCCAUUAGAUCAAAGACAGCUAUUCUGUCCGUGGUCAAAAGAAGCAUUUAUAAAAUUGUAAUUACAUUUUCUAAAUACAUUCAUGAAAUACCACUAGACCCGGAUGUUCAAUUGGCAAUUCAGCCAUUUUUAGUUUGUAAAGAACCAUAA
Messenger RNA from Pieris macdunnoughi, 1695 nucleotides. The record is from the annotation of a GenBank genome assembly. Lineage: Eukaryota; Metazoa; Arthropoda; Insecta; Lepidoptera; Pieridae.